AUGGGCAAAGCAUCCAAAUGGUUCCGUGGUCUUCUGCGCUUCAAGAAACCAGAUUCUAACACAGACCCGGCUCAGAAACCCUUGAAGAAGAAAUGGAGUUUCGUCAAAUCCCACAAAGAAAAAUCCUCAGAUGGGGCAGUUUUAACGAACGAAAAUGACAGUGAAGCCAGUAAACACGCGAUCGCGGUGGCCGCAGCCACCGCUGCCGUAGCUGAGGCUGCUGUUGCAGCGGCUCAGGCAGCUGCUGCAGUCGUCAAGCUCACAAGCAGCGGGAGAAGUGCUACUGUUAGUGGUGGCGCAAGUUAUGGGAAUCGUGAAAAACGGGCUGCCGUUAAGAUUCAAUCCCAUUUCCGUGCUUAUCUGUCGAGGAGGGCUUUGCGAGCAUUGAAAGCUCUAGUCAAGCUUCAAGCACUGGUGAGAGGUCACCUUGUGAGGAAGCAGACGGCAGAUAUUUUAAGACGAAUGCAGGCUUUGUUACGAGCUCAAGCAAGAGCAAGGGCUGGACGGACUCUGAUUUCUGAAUAUCCACAUUUGAGCUUGAAGUCCUCUCACUUUAAUUAUCGAGGACCUGCAACUCCUGAGAAACUUGAGCAUGUUAAUCGGACGAGGAGUAUGAAGCAUGAACAAUUAUUGAUGCUCAAGAGAAAGGGUUCAAAAUCUAAUCCGAAGGUCAUCAAUGAUUCAGACAAAGCACUCAUGGGUUGCAAUUGGAUGGACAACAAAAUGCUCGAAAGAUCGUGGGAACAUGGGUCUUCUAUAAGAUCUGUCCCCACAGAUGAUGAAAGAAGUGAUAAGAUUCUUGAAGUUGAUAAUGGGAAACCACAUUUAAUGUCCAAAAAUAGAACCCUCCCUCACUCGUCCCAUCUUAGCACGGGCUUGGACCAAAACAGUCGCAGCUUUUCUGUAUCAAAAGACUCCAUAUCCCGUCAAACAGUUCUAAGUCCAUCUUCCGAAGAAGUUCAAUCUUUGAGUCCUUUGAAGUUUGCACAAGAUGUCGAUGAAACCACUUUCUGCACUGCUGACAACAGCCCACAAUUUUACUCGGCAUCAUCCAUGGGAGGUAGCUCCAAGAGAGGACCAUUUACCCCUACUAAGAGUGACGGUUCAAGAAGCUGUUUGAGUGGAUACUCCGACCACCCAAACUACAUGUCUUUCACUGAAUCAUCUAAAGCUAAGGCGAGAUCUUUCAGUGCCCCAAAACAAAGGCCACAAUAUGAGAGAUCAAGUUCAACCAAGAGGUACUCUGUUCAUGGAUACGGUGAGUCAAGACCUAAUAUGCACAAGGGUUCAGCGUUACAUUCCAGCUUCACCAACAAAGCUUAUCCAGGAUCAGGUCGCUUAGACAGACUAGGAAUGCCAAUUAGAGGAGAUGCUGUUGGGUUCAGCGGAGGUCACUGGUACAGAUACUAG
Messenger RNA from Fraxinus pennsylvanica, 1410 nucleotides. NCBI's taxonomy places the organism in Eukaryota, Viridiplantae, Streptophyta, Magnoliopsida, Lamiales, Oleaceae. The record is from the annotation of a GenBank genome assembly.